AUGAAUCUCACCAAAGUCACUCACAUUGUUCAGAAACGUGUUCCGCUUAUCAAGUUUCUCGGUCCGAGGAGAAAAUUAGUACAGACAGCGGAUCCCACGCCUCAACUUCAUCCGUUAGCGCCCAAGGGAGCUACAUUACCCGGCGGUUCAUAUAAGAAUCAUCAGGAGCAGCAUAUCCACUUUAUGAAUUAUGACGAACUGCCCGACAAGUACAGAAGAACAGAAUUAACGUCUGAUGAAAUAGAAGCUAUUGAGGCAAGUUUUUGGUAUUCAUUUGCCAGAAAUGGCACUGGGGCAUCAGCACUAUAG
Molecule: messenger RNA, 309 nt
Organism: Paraglomus brasilianum
Lineage: Eukaryota; Fungi; Glomeromycota; Glomeromycetes; Paraglomerales; Paraglomeraceae
Source: the annotation of a GenBank genome assembly